Tigriopus californicus is the source of this 1533-nucleotide messenger RNA. RefSeq lists its product as uncharacterized. NCBI's taxonomy places the organism in Eukaryota, Metazoa, Arthropoda, Copepoda, Harpacticoida, Harpacticidae. The transcript has 9 exons. The coding region runs from base 571 to 1467 and encodes 298 amino acids. The record is from RefSeq and is a predicted model, not a curated record.
UUCAACGAUGACCAGAUUCCUUUUUGGAUUAGUAAUAAGUGCGUGGCGGGAAGCAGAUGCUAUCCCCUUGGUCAGCUUAGAGCGGUUAUAAAUUUUUCGCGUUUUUGUUCCAGAGUAUGUUGGCUUUCGGAGGAUAGUUUUGGGAUAUUGAGCUUAAGACAAAUAUCCUCAAAAAUACAAGUCCUUCGCCUAACAGCAUCGUCAAUGAUGGUUAUAUCCAGAACCAACUCCACCCUUAUCACUCAGGGCUAUAUGAUCGACACUUACAAUCCGAAUCAUUUUUUCCUCAAUCUCUUCAAAAAUCUCAUGAUUUUCAACGACCCGCUCAAAACCGCCAAGGAAUUUUCCCUGCGCUUGUUCCGGUGAGUAGUUCAUGUCUGCUUUUUAAUCUGUUAAUUGUUUCUUAAUAAGAUUUUCUUUCUCAACCAUCUCCAGCUUGGCUUGAUUAUCACAUUAGUGGCAACAUUGGUUACGGCUGUGGUCACUGAUUUUGUGAAUAGCGAGAACAAUCGAAUAUUUCUCGAAUCUCAAGCUGCUAUCAACAUCAAUCCAAUAGCCUCGCCCGUUUUUAUGCCCCCAAUAAUUCCAACGACAAGCGUCACUGUUCGUGUGAGUGACAUCGGAACCGUGGCAGGAGGACAGAUUUCUGGAAGGAGUGUAAGGUUCAUCCCGCAAUCCGGAACUUCCGGCGUUAUCACUGGAACUACCAACGCCAACGGAGAAUUCACUACCCCAGUUCCCAUUGGAAUACCGUAUGUGGUCGAAGUAGGAGGCAUAGGUCUAAUUACAUCUAGGCGAACAAUCGCAUCAACUAUCUCUGGUUCUACAAUUGUUAUGCCGAUUUCCAGUGUUUUAGACGCAAAUACCGUCGUUGCAGUCUUGACGUGGACCAGUACAAUCAAUGACCUUGAUUUGGCCGCUUUAACUACCACAUGCGAUUGCUUGCUUAAUUUUGCUGGAACCAAUUGCGACAGCGGAACAAAAAUGAGAGAUCGACCAUAUUAUGGGUACCAACUUAGCUUUUUCAAUGUGAAUUGCAUAGCAUACAGGACAAGUCUGUCGUCCAGUGCAUGGACCACAAAACUGAAGGCAUUAUUAGCCGGAGGUCUCUAUGUAUGUUUUUGUUCGCCGGGUUCUCUUACAUCAACUUUAACCGAGGACACGGCUUUGGGGACGGAUGGAAUUGAGAUCUUGACAAUAGAGGGCGCCGCUGGAAACUUCUUAGUCUUUGUGAACAAUCCCGAGGAAGAACCUAAUUUCGAGGCUACCGGAGCGGUUGUCACUGUUUUUAGUGGUUCAACAUCCACGUCCACGAAUGUUCCAACCAACUCGGCAAGUCCUAUCAACCUGUUUUGGUUGGCUGGUGAAUUCUCAACUACUUCAGCAAUGUUCGAUCCAUCCAACGCUGAUUUAAUGGCCAUGGAUUUGGGAACUUGCGCAAACAUAAUCACAACAAACUAUGGUUAAUUAUGAAUUGAUAUGGAAUUUUUGUUCGAAUAGAGAACAAGGAGGCAAUAUACCAAUUCGAAGAAA